AUGCCUCUGGUGCAUCCUCAAGUAAAUAAUGGAUAUCCACAUUCUGUGUAUCUACAACCUUCGGUGAUACCGGCGGCAUCGACUUCUGUUAUAGGAUCUGAGGCUGUAAUUGAAAAAUUAGUAGAGGCGGUGAAUAAAAUGACUAUGCAACUACAAGAAAAGAAAAGGCCCCCUCGAGAGUAUUCUAAAGAGUUUUUAGCCAAAACGGUUUGUUUCAAGUGUGGUAAACCUGGACACAUUAGUCAGAUAUGUCAAGAAAAUAUAAAGAAUGUGAAUACCGUUGUGACGGACCAGGAUGAAAAUGUUGUUGUUAAUAAGGAAACGUUCCAAGCUCUUCUCUCUUUGUUAGAUAAUAAAAAAGAGGAAGAAGCACGUGAUCAACCCACCUAUCUAAGUUUCCGAGAAGAAGAUUUGUCAUUAUUUCUUCCGGCCGAAAGGCGUGGACGUAAGAAGCCUUCUUUAAAUGCACCUUUUAAGAAAAGAAAGGGAGAUUCAAUUGAACCCGACGGUUCAGUUGAAGAACCUAAAAAUGAGGAUAAUCAAGUUCAAGAAGAUGUGUCCAUGGAUGAAGCUAACUUGGAAGACUUAUUGGAAAAUGAAAAUCCAGAGCCUUCUAAAGAACGUCUUGAAGAGCCAUCUAAGGAAUCCGAAGUUCCUAGAAAAUCAGAAGAUAUCAAGGAAAAGCCAGUACCUAAAGAAAAACUUACAAAAAGAAAUAAGUUAAAGCGUCGUUUGGCUAUGUCACGUGAUCCUGAACUAUAUGAAGAACCCUCGAUGAGUUGGGACUCGGAGGACGAAUAUUGGUUUAAGGAUGAACAGUCGUCUCUUUCUUCUUCUAGUACCGAUCUGAUUUCUCUUACUUCCGACGAGGAGACAGAUGAGAACUGCGAUGAAAUCCUGACUAGUUCUCUUCCACCAUUACCACAAGAUUCGGAUGAACUUACCCUUAGACCCCGUCGUGCGAUGACCUUGUCAACAACUUACUUAUUAGGAGAAGGUGAUGGACCUAUCAUCGAUUUACUUGAUUUUUAUUAUGAGGGGAAAAUUCCUGAUAUUGCAAAUCGCGUUGGUAAAUUACCGCAAAAUUUUCAAGAUCAAUUUGAAAAUUUUUUGCAAAACCAUCGUUCAAAAUCCUAUGAAAUUGGCGAUCAAGUACUACUCCAACGGUCUGAAAUUCAACACUCUAAAAGUGCUAAACUUGAAGUUCAAUGUAGCGGCUCUUACUACAUUCACAAUGUUUUAGGAAAUGGAACUUAUAAGCUAAGAGCUAUCACCGGGACUGACCUUCCUGGAAGCUUAAUCAUUGAUCAACACCACGUCGAAUAUGGCAUCGAAAUUGAAAAGAAUGAACUAGAUAUCUCUAUAACCUCAGGUCUAAUAUGGAAAACCACCUAUCGCACUUAUCAAUUAUACUCUAUUCGAGGUUUAAGUAAUCUCUUGACGUCCCGGUACAUUACUCCAUCCAUCUUAUUCCGUAUGUAUAAUGAAGAUUUUUGCAAGUUAUUAGAGGAAGCUCAAUCUAUAAGGGGUUCAGAAAUUGAUCAUUUAAUCGAUUCGGCAAACGACUUACUCGAGACCCAAAUUCAGGAU
Racocetra fulgida is the source of this 1590-nucleotide messenger RNA. The record is from the annotation of a GenBank genome assembly. Lineage: Eukaryota; Fungi; Glomeromycota; Glomeromycetes; Diversisporales; Gigasporaceae.